GGCCUAACGACGACUGCACUGCUAAUCUAACAGAUACAUUGCAUUUUUUAGGCUAUAAAGGUGACAUGCUAUAAUAAAACAUUAAAAUUUUAUGAGAACUCUUGUUUCAUGCAAGAUAAACGCUUUUACAAGAUCGGCUUCGAACUUGACCUGUGAUUGUUUGGUUGAACUGUCAGUGCGCGUGUUGUGCUUUAUCGAUAACAUAACCUAUACCUAUGAUUUCAAGGGCACAAGACUUUUUGAGUUAGUGCUGUGUGUAAUGUGCUGUUGGACUGUAAAUAAAGCUUAAGCGUAGUUGGUCUCUAAGAUAUUAGUGGGCGUAUUCGAAAGUUUGAAAAUCGAUUGGGUGACGUGCUUGCGUGGGUUUACGUUUACGUAAUCUUUGUUUACCUUGGAAAUAUGCACUGUGCUGACUGCUCACUGUGAUAUUUCAAUUUGACGUUUCUAUGCAUUGAACGCAAUCACAACAUCGGUAAUCCGACAUAUUUAAAAGAUAUUUGGAAUGACCCAAGAUAACAAACAGCACUACCGACCCCCAGAUCGGAUGUCCAGGGCGUGGGCGUGAGAUGGCACGCGCGGGCAUGCUGCACAAGGGCGGAAAAAAUGGAGCCGACGGGUGCGAUGACGUGCAACGGUCUUUGGAGCUGCUGGACCAGGUGCUGAGCGAGUACGACGAGGGAGAGCCACGAUCGCUGGAACCGCCUGCACCGGUCACGCCCGCCACCCCGGCCACCCCCGCCACGCCGGCAACCCCCGCCACCGACGACGAUUCGCCACUCGCCGGCCAUACCUCAGAAGACGAUGGAUACAUGAGCAUGAACGGGAGGAGAGCUAAGUUCGCGUUGGGUUUCCGUCCGACGGAGGAACGCGAAGAGCCAUCGCCCCCGGACCCGCCGUCGCCGCAGUCGCCCCCGCCACCCGAGGAGGCUCAGCGCAUCAUAUCUACUUUACUACCAAAAGUAUCUCCAGCUAAAUCUGUCGAACAACGUGACCCGGAAGAAAAAUUGGAUUCAAUACUUAGUAUCAAUGGGAUCACAACUGCUACACAAACAACUUUUCCAAAAACAAGACACCAGCGCCCAUAUGGGUGGGAGAAGGAUAACGAAACUAAUGGCUUUCAACUGCAACAACCGCCGGUGACGCCCCACAGAUUCGCGUCCCUGCAGCACGGCGCUCGUCCCCUGCAGGGAGACGUGGCCCCCGCUUGGUUGCCACCUCGGCGUAAUGCGCCAACCCCCCAGAAGAAAUCGCCUAGUCUCGAAAAUCCGCCAUUAUUCCCUUUCAUGGGCUUCUCGAGCGAAUUUGCGGAUAAGCCAUACAAUGAACACCCGGUGACUAUUUACCCGGGGCCAAACAUUCAAUACAACAGGCAGUCUCAUUCCCCUACAUACAAUGUACAAAAGGUUUCACCAUCGAACACCAAAAUUUCGGACAAAAAGGCUAACGUGAAACGCGACAGCAGAUCUGAUGGAGAGAUAUUAUCACCAAAAGGGAGGAUUCCUCCGCGAACUCUCGCUGGUUCUAUGGAGAGGCAUAGAGAAGUGUGUAGAGGAUCAUCGGAGGAUGUAGUGAGUAGCAGCAAAAGGAGAAGCUCGAGCAAGAGCAACGAGGAAGAGCACUUUUCAGACGACUCCCUAGAAGGGUCGCUCCCCCCACCGCCACCUGCAGCUACCACACCAUCGAAACGCAAUUCCAUUGCUUGGGAAGUGUCACUUGAUGGUGACGAUCCUCUACUCACUCCUGGAAGCACAAAGGUUAUUGGCAGACGAAGAAGAAAGUCAGGUGAUCAAUCGCAUUCCAGUACAAGUUCAAUACCAAACCGAGUUGAUGACGACUGGGGCGAUGAGUAUUGGCCCCCGCCGCCGCCCCUUGCACAAUGCGAUCAGCUCGCGUCUCCAACCUCCGACGGAGAACCUGACAGCCGACGAAUGCAGGACUUGGCUACCGGCACAUAUGUUAUAAGAAAAGGCAAAACGAGAAAACAGUUACCUAGUUUUAAUAAGAACGCGACCAAUAAAACAUCGAACACCACCAAUUUGCUACAAAACCAUAGCAUAAAUAGAAGUAUGGAUACAGACAAAUCCAUGGAUGGGUCAAGCAUAUCCAUCAGCGGUUCCGGAUCUGUGGGCUCUUAUAACUCAAGGCCAAGUUCAGAUCUUAGUCUACCGCAAUCACGAUACAGCGUCGAUCUCAACUCACGUUUGAGUCGGGAGCUUAACACGCCACAUUCAAGAUAUAGCAUAGAUCUCUGCACUCCAAAUUCCCGACUAAGCAAAGAAAUGACCUCACCAAAGUCAAGACUCAGUUUAGAUCUCAAUAGUGGGCAAGACAGAUAUAUCGCGCCAGAGUAUUUUGGACACAGUCCUAAAAGCCGAAAAACUCCCAGCGAAAAAAGUAUGCACUCAACAAAGAGUAAUGUAGUACAAAAUAAACUAUCUCCACAGAACAGAUUUGCGGACUUCAAAAAGUAUUCUUCUACUUUCGACAAUAUUCAAUCGUUGAUAAAGGAGGGUAAAGUGGAAGAAACACCUCCGACAGAAUGCAACGAAACGGUAAACGAAUUAACAACGAUACCUCCCAACAUGGUAAGGGUAGUUUCGCUGCCAAGUCUCGGGGCAGAUGGAGAAGCCAACAGUGCUAGUCGACAAGCUCUAAUCACCACCGUAGAAGAAGAAGAAGACCAAGAGAGCGGGGAGCCAGGAUCCAGUGGCGAUACGUCGCCACUCCGCAAAAUUGAGAACAAUAUUAGUGCUAUACUAAGUCAAGGUCGGGACCAAAAACAUUUUACCCCGUAUAUACCUAAAGACUGGAAUAUUCAUAAGGACGAGUACUGUGAUGAAGUGUCAAAUGAAUUAUUAGAAAACAAUUACCGUUAUAGUUCUAGAGAAAGGCAAAAGAGACACGACAUUCAGAAGUCAUCGAGUCACAAUGAAAUACAGAAUCAGCGGUCUAUAGACAGACGAGAUCGCACAAGAAGAUCUAAUAGCAUGCACAAAUCGACGAGCGCAAAAGACGUUCCUGUAGGUCUGAUGAGGCAGCCUUCCUCUUCAGAUUCUGCAGUGUCCAGUAGCGGAGACUUCCCCUUAAAUGUACAAAUAGUCGAACAUUCCUACAGGCACCCUCCAUUGCCGCCCUCACCGAUAUUGGGCCAUGAAAUGGGCCCUUUACCACAAACCCCAGAGUCACCAAAGUUCCCUCCUCUACCGCCCUCUCCUGUGGAAGAAGUGGAAGAUGAAUACACGGAAAUAAUGCAACCUACAGAGAAACGUCACAUAAAGAAAGCUGAUACAUUACCAACACCAACUUUAGACUCCAAACGAAGACCGUCAGAACCUCCAGCUGUGCCGCCACAUCGGGAUACCACAAACAGCCUCAAAACGCGGUCAAUGGAGACGAGUUACAACAAGAAUAGAAGAAAUAGUAACUUCAAGAACGGAUCAACAGACAGAAGAACACUGCCAACAGACAUUGGCGCGAGCGGCGCCCGGCGGCGAACACUGCAGAGGCAGAGUCGCGAGGCGCUCUCGGGGCGCGGGCCGCUGCAGACUUCAGCGAGCCUCCCGGAGACGCCGGUGUUCGCGCGCGGCUGUGACGUCCCCCGCACGCCGCCUAGGAACUCCACGGGCCCGCCCAGGAAUAAUACCAUCAACUCUAUACAGUCAAUAGGGAGCAGUGCCACUUUGGGUGGAUAUGGACGGGGAUCGAUUAUGGGUGCGGCCUCCGUGUGCACAGGCGCGGACCUGCUGCGGCUUGGAGGCCCACCGAGGGGAUGGUAUCCUCGCCAGAGACAUCGCAGGCCAGCGUCGACUGAACACCUGGACAGACUAACAACGUCCAAGACUGCGACGGAGCAGCCCGCGCCCUGGGACGGAUCCACAAACCGCAAGCCUCUCACAUUGCCUCCAAACCUCACACCUAAAUUCUUCCAAAAGUCACCUCGGGAGGCGCUGCGCAGAGUAACAAGCUUGCUUAUACGGAAGGGGAACAACGGGAAGGAGAAAGAAAAUUCUCGAAACAAGGAAGCGACUUCACCAGCAGCACGCUCGGCCAACGGAGAGGACCAUCCCGGUCAAAAACAACGCAAAGGAUUCUUCAGAAGUCUGUGGAAAAAAUCGCGCCAUUAUUCAUUGGAACAUCCGUGAAAUGAUAAAUACAAGAAUUGAAGACCUACAUGAAAUAUACGACUAUUCAAUAAAUCUUGUGAAGAAAAUGCAGAUAUGGAAGCACAACUUCAAAUGAAAAACAAAUGUAUAAAUCGUGACGUAAAACUGUUAAAUGGUAUUUAUUUUAACUAAUGUGUGUAAACCUCGUGAUGCAAACAAACCAAUCGAAAACAAAAAUAAAUACGAACGCAUGAAAAUGAGUUAAGUCAAACUGCUUAAAGUUUGUAAGAAGACCAUAAGAUUUAAUUUGUUGAACUAUAUUUUUCACAUUAUAAGUAUCUAAUGUAUAGUGCUAAUACUAAUUUGUCUAAUCGACGUGUUAUUAAACUUAUAAUUUAUUUGUAAUCCCAUUAGGACCUUUACUAAUAAAUCAAUUUAUUUUAUAUAAAUAGAAAUGUAGAAAAUGUAGAUAAAGAAAUAGAAAUUAAAUGUCUUAUUUCCAGAAUAUCUUUGUAAACAAUAUAGUAUUCAAUGUAUGCAAAAUUAUUAUUGGAAUAGAACACAUCAAUCAAAAUACUAUUUUUCCUUAAAAUGCGUUUUCUGUAAUCAUUUUAAGGUAAGAGAUUUAUGGCAAUUAAUCUUUGCGUGUAAUAAAAUUCUAAAGAACCAAGGUCACUUUAAUAGAAUUUGCUACAAGUUUAACAUUUUAUACCAAUCCUUGUAUUCGAGUGUACUUAACUCUUAUUAUUGUAGAUUUUGUCAAAAAAAAGUUCAUUAGCAAUAAA
Messenger RNA from Manduca sexta (tobacco hornworm), 4888 nucleotides. RefSeq lists its product as uncharacterized. The transcript has 15 exons. Bases 567 to 4142 code for a protein of 1191 amino acids. The record is from RefSeq and is a predicted model, not a curated record. NCBI's taxonomy places the organism in Eukaryota, Metazoa, Arthropoda, Insecta, Lepidoptera, Sphingidae.